AUUUGUCCUGCAUAUCCGCUAUUUUAUCAUGUUUCGCUCUCUCAGUGGUAUAUGUUGCGAGCCUUUAUGUGUGGAGUUCACCGUACAAUAGGUACGUACACCGAUUGACAACGAUAAACUUCAAUCUUUAAAUGUCCAUUUUGUGCGACCGUCUACGAUCUCGGUCCUUUAACAGUGAACCACAAGGAACCACGAACAAAGUGUAACUGUAUUCACGUCGCCCAAGAACAUGAAUGCCUACUCUUUGAUUCUCCCACUCACGCAGUCGCUAUUCUGGACAAGAAUUGAGUCUACAGCGCCUCUGUUGGCCAACUAUUUCCUUCAAUUCCUUCUCCAAUUGGCGCGCCAUUUAAAAGGAACAUCCAACGACAAUAAAAAAGAGAUUUUUUAGCGUUUUUAUUAUAUCUCUUAUAUCUCCUGCAUUCUUGUAUUUUGGAAUGAAUGAGAAAGUAUUCCAAAAGGCAACAAUUUGGGAGUUAUUGGGUUUACGAUGGCCGGGUUUAAUUCAAGCAGUUGUGAUACCAUUAUUAUUAACAAUGAUACUAUUUCUAGGGCCAUUAAGUGUACAAGGUUUUAAUGGGCUUUGGAGGUUAUAUGCUGAACCUAUGUAUUGGCUUGGAAACGUACGAACGUUAACAUGGUGGAGAAAUCAAGUAGUUGCACCUUUGUCUGAAGAAUGGACAUUUAGAGCAUGUAUGUUACCAUUGCUUCUGCAAUGUUUUACACCAACUACUGCCAUAUUUGUAGGCCCCUUAUUUUUUGGGGUUGCUCACUUUCAUCAUGUAGUAGAAAGAGUAGAAACAGGCAUGAAACUUAAACAUGCACUUUUUAUAUCCUGUUUUCAAUUUACAUAUACAACAUUAUUUGGAGCAUAUGCAGCUUUUCUUUUUGCUAAAACAGGACAUUUAGCAGCGCCGUUUACGGCACAUUCUUUUUGUAAUUAUAUGGGAUUUCCUGAUCUUUCUGAGGUUGUAGCAUUUAAGGGUCCUUUAAAGAGAGCUGGAUUGUUUUCUUUAUUUGUAAUUGGAUUAGUAGCCUGGUGUUUUUUAUUAACACCAAUGACGAACCCGUCGUUAUUUCAUAAUAAUUUAUUUUGGCAUAAACAUUUUGUAUGAAGAAGUGAUUGAUUUUGCAACAAUGUCACUAAUGUUACUUAUGAUUUUAUGGAAAAGAUCAGUUUAAUUCGAAACUACGUUAAUUUCAGAUUGCAUGAUAUUUUUGAUAAAAUAACUAUAAUGAUUGCAAAAUUAUACAAGAUUUUAUCAAAAGACUUACGGGUUUUUAAUAUAGAAGACAAUCGGAAAAAUUGGUUUCCGGUCAAAUCGUAAAUUUUUCUGUGCAAUCAAAGGUGUUGAUCAUGCAAUAUAGAAAUAAUAUAAAUCACCGUAGUGCCUGAAAUUCAAUUAAAUUUAUGUAGUUGUAAUCAUAAAUACCAGUAACAACUUAGAGGGUUUUUCUUAAAAUAAAAAACGUUAAUGAAAUAUUAUGUAGUUAAAAAAUUUAUGACAUUGUUACAAUAAACACGUUGUUUUGAA
This is a messenger RNA of Osmia bicornis bicornis, 1535 nucleotides long. RefSeq names its product CAAX prenyl protease 2 (gene Sras). The record is from RefSeq and is a predicted model, not a curated record. Gene Ontology annotation, cellular component: endoplasmic reticulum membrane. Gene Ontology annotation, molecular function: metalloendopeptidase activity. The transcript has 6 exons. Gene Ontology annotation, biological process: CAAX-box protein processing. Bases 438 to 1115 code for a protein of 225 amino acids. Lineage: Eukaryota; Metazoa; Arthropoda; Insecta; Hymenoptera; Megachilidae.